ACGCGGGCACCUUUGUGCACGUCUUCGUUGCCCGCUUUUUUUGAGUGCGGUUUUCCUCAAACAAACGUGCCCACCCAUGUUUGAUUAGAUUGCCGUUUAUUAAUUCCGAAUUUGUUUACCGUUUUCAAUCAGUCGCAUAAAGCUGCCUGAUAAAGUAAAGUGAUUGUGUCUGUAUGCGUGUGGGUGCAUGGCAAACUGUUCCAGAAUUCCAGACUGUUAAAAUGCAAUGGUUCGCUUUCGCUCGAAAAGUGUUCAUCGGCUUUGUGUUCCUGAUUUUAACGCGGUUCAAUGAAAAUACAGCUUUGCCCAAUAAUGGAACGUUGGACUAUUGCUUAACUGGAUACGAUGAAUCGAAAGCAUGUUCCAUUAGAGGAAAUUUGCUAGCACAACCAAUUUGGAACCACUAUGCUGGCUACUUAUGCUACAACUACACAAACAGUGCAAGAUUCAGCCAAAAGUUCAAUGCCACUUUUAAAUAUGUCAACUGCAGUGGAACCAUUUACCAUCGACCCGUACCUGCAGCUGUUGUGGACAACACUACCAUCGCCUUAUUCGACUACAAGCAUGAGGAAUCAGCGGCUCUAUUGCGAAAAUCGUUCAAAACCGAUGAACUUUUCGAUAAUUUCGUCAAGUGCUGUGAAGAGGCUGAAGAUUGCUGCACAAACGCAAUGAACAACGAAAAUAUUGUUAGCACUGCAGAUUUUUGCCCAGUGGUUUGGGACGCUUGGUCGUGUUUUCCCCAAACAGCAGUAAACACCAUCCAGAGCUUGCCCUGUAGUAGUCAGGCCUACCAAUCUCCUGAUAAAGUCUGUACUUUAGAAAGCGAAAAAAGCUGCCAGUUUAACGAAACCAUCCAGCUGGCUGAAUGGAACCAACAGACCGAUUAUUCCAACUGUGCCAUUGCCUCUAUUUACUUGGCCAGAUACAACUAUCACGUUUCAGCUUUAUACGUCUGUAUCGUCUGCUCACUGCCAGCAAUUCUGAUCUUCUUGGCCAUUCCCGUCUUCCGAGACAACAGCAGGGUGAUCCUGCAUCGCAACCUGCUGAUCUCCAUCGUGAUCAGAAAUGUCCUCACAAUUAUGGCCAAAAAAAUCGUUAUUAUCGAUGCGCUACUUUCGCCUACAGCCAGCAACCAGGUGAUGGAUAAUAAUCCUGUUGGCUGCAGGCUUUUGUCCUUUUUUGUUAGCGCUGCCACCAAUUCCACCUAUGCCUGCAUGAUGGUUGAUGGCUACUACUUGCAUAAGGUGAUAGUGAGGACUUUUGCCAAAGAACCUCCACUCGUUUUCCUCUACAGUCUUGUGGCAGUUCUCACGUUUCUGCCUUCGAUAAUUUGGGCCAGCAUAGUGGCGGCCAAUGAACGCACGUCCUGUUGGAUGGUGGACACCAAUGGAGAGCAAUGGUCAGUGGACAGUUUCCGCAUGGUGAUUCUCUUCAUCAACACCGUAUUAUUGCUGGACAUUGUUCGGGUGAUGAUAUCGAAAAUGAAGCAGGGCGGAACCACCAGGCAAACAAAGGCAGCUUUUCGGGCAACAUUGUUCCUAAUCCCCCUGUUCGGUCUGCACAUCUUCAUCACAGCGAAGAAAAUCGUCAUCAACGACACCUGCUGGGCGGAAGAUAUCUACGACUAUUUCCGCUACACUAUGGAAGCCAGCCAAGGGAUCUUCGUCGCCAUUCUCUUCUGCUAUGCCAAUGCAGAGGUCCACAAUGAGCUCAACAAUCUGUUUAGGAAACUCAGCAUCCAAUUGAAUCAAAGGCUCGGCUGGAACUUCGCCAGGACAGCGGCAAGGAGACGAACCACCACAGCCACUUAUGUGCAGCCAGCUGAUUUUAAAAACGAGUUUUAGCCUAAGUCUGAUCUAAGUGCCACUAAAUAUACGUAUUCUUUAUUUGUAUAAGUC
Messenger RNA from Dendroctonus ponderosae (mountain pine beetle), 1898 nucleotides. RefSeq names its product calcitonin gene-related peptide type 1 receptor. Gene Ontology annotation, biological process: adenylate cyclase-modulating G protein-coupled receptor signaling pathway; cell surface receptor signaling pathway. Gene Ontology annotation, cellular component: plasma membrane. The coding region runs from base 174 to 1844 and encodes 556 amino acids. Gene Ontology annotation, molecular function: peptide hormone binding; G protein-coupled peptide receptor activity. The transcript has 9 exons. The record is from RefSeq and is a predicted model, not a curated record. Lineage: Eukaryota; Metazoa; Arthropoda; Insecta; Coleoptera; Curculionidae.